This is a messenger RNA of Verruconis gallopava, 933 nucleotides long. RefSeq lists its product as uncharacterized. Lineage: Eukaryota; Fungi; Ascomycota; Dothideomycetes; Venturiales; Sympoventuriaceae. Gene Ontology annotation, molecular function: RNA binding; sequence-specific DNA binding; RNA endonuclease activity. The transcript has 3 exons. Gene Ontology annotation, cellular component: nucleus; cytoplasm. The record is from RefSeq and is a predicted model, not a curated record. The coding region runs from base 30 to 863 and encodes 277 amino acids.
CUUGAAGACAGCAUUCUGCCGCACCAAUUAUGCACAGGGGAAAAGGAAAGAGAACUGCCGAAGCUGCUUUCGACGAUGGCGAAGCCAACCCCCAGUCGCCAUUCCUAUCCAUGUUCGAGAGUCUUCGUGACGAGCUCGACGAGCACCACGACCGGAGAGAACGUAUAAUAAAGGCGUCCAGAGAUAUUACUGCGGCGAGCAAAAAGAUCAUAUUCUCCUUACAGAGAGUACGACAAGUUGGUUGCGCUGUGCCCAAGGAGCUCCAGCAGCCGAAGCAAUGGGAGACAAUUCGCAAUUCAUACGACGCCAUCGCCGCAGACCUACAAGACAUCAAUGCGCAUCGAUAUAGUCACAACAUUACGGGGGGUAACCAGGAACUGAUGGAAGCAAUUUCAUUCCAGCACUACUUGGAGACUCAGCGCUUGAUAACCAUAGAAGAGUCACGCGAGAAACUGGCGGCAAUGUCCUCUGGCAAGCAUAAAGUCAUGCUUACGGAGUCUGACUACGUCCUCGGAAUUUGCGACAUGGUUGGAGAAUUAAUGCGCUUUGCCAUCACCGCGAUGGCCACGGGUGGUCAGAUCGCCCCAGCGGCGUCGAAAGUCAACGACGACGAUAUGGAUACCGACCUGCCAGAGCCUCGGUCCGUACUCUCAGACAUGCGGGAGCUAAGGGGGUAUCUAGAGUUGCUUGAUGCAGGGGGCAGCUCGCUGGCAAAGGAUUUUGGAAAGAAGAUGCCGACGAUGCAGGAAUGUGUCGAAAAGGUCGAGAAAGCUUCGUACGGCCAAGUUGUGAGGGGCUCUGAGAGGCCGAAGGGGUGGAUUCCUGACCUGGACGAUAAGAGGGAGGAGCUUGAGGCCGUAUGAUCAAUCGAGAUUUUUGAGGAAAAGGUUACAUUCGUGCCGCUAAGCACUAUACAGUUAUCGUGAUUCUGUC